AUGGCCACCUACACUGUCUGGGUGACCACCGGGCAGGGCCUGGCAGCCAGCACCUGCAGCGCUAUCUCUAUCACCCUGGUGGGAGCUCACGGGGAGAGCCCCAAGCACCGGCUGGAUCAUGAAGGCAAGGACUUUGCUCCCGGAGCUGUGGACGAAUACCAGGUGCCCAGUGCACAAUGCCUGGGGCCGAUCGUGCUGAUCCGACUGCACAAGGAGCCCUAUUCCUUCUUCCCCUCGGACAGCUGGCUCUGCAACUGUGUCCAGGUGACGUCACCCGAGGGGGACACCUACCGCUUCCCCUGCUACCAAUGGAUCGAGGGGUACCGCACUGUGGAGCUGCGAGAAGGGGCAGCCAAAACCGCGGCUGAGGACGCCCAGCACCCGCUGCUGCUGCAGCACCGGCAAAAGGAGCUGAAGGCACGGCAGGAGGCCUAUCGCUGGAAGGUAUACAACCCCCAGUGGCCAAGGUGCCUGGACGUGGCGAGCGUGGACGAGCUGGACUCCAACAACAAGUACAGCCUGACCAAGACCACCAUCUUCAUGCUGCGUGCCAUUAAAACGGAGCUGGAGCUGAAGCUGAAGGGUUUCUCCUUAUGCACGGGCUCCUGGGAGAAGCUGGAAGACAUCCAGAAGAUAUUCUGGUGUAACAAGAACCCCACUUCAGAGUACGUCUCCGAGCACUGGCAGGAAGAUUCGUUCUUCGGGUACCAGUUCCUGAACGGGGUCAACCCGGUGGUGAUCCGGAAAUGCACGGUGCUCCCGGAGAACUUCCCCGUGACGGAGGGGAUGGUGGCUGGCUCCCUGGGGGAGGGCACCACCCUGCGGGAUGAGCUCAAGAAAGGGAACAUCUUCCUGACGGAUUACAAGAUCCUGGAAGGGAUCCCCACCAUCCAGCUGAAUGGGGAACAACAGUACCUGGCCGCGCCUCUCUGCCUGCUGCAUCUGACACCUGGCGGGCAAGUCGUGCCCUUGGCCAUCCAGCUCAGCCAGCACCCGGGCCCCAACAGCCCCAUCUUCCUGCCCAGUGACCCUGAGUGGGACUGGACCCUGGCCAAGAUCUGGGUGCGCCUGGCCAACUUCCAUGUCCAUGAGGUCAACACCCACCUGCUGGAGGCGCAUUUCCUCUGUGAGGUGUAUUGCAUGGCCACACUGCGCCAGCUGCCCAUGUGCCAUCCUGUCUACAAGCUCCUGAUCCCCCACACCCGCUACACCCUGCACAUCAACACCCUGGUCAGGACCAACCUCAUCCAGCCGGGAGGGGUCUUUGACAAGGCCUCUUCGACAGGUCGAGACGGGAUGCUGAAGCUGGUGGCCAAGGGUGUGGAGAACGUGAGUUACGAGGAGCUCUGUCUGCCAGACGACCUGGAAGCUCGUGGUGUCACCUUGCUCCCCAAUUACUACUACCGGGAUGAUGGCAUGAGGAUCUGGACAGCGGUGGAGAGCUUUGUCUCUGGCAUCAUUGGGCUGUACUACCAGAGCGACGCCACUGUCGAGAAGGACUCCGAGCUGCAGGCCUGGGUGACAGAGAUCUUCACUGAAGGGUUUAUGGGCAGGAAGUCGUCCGGUGUCCCCUCCACAUUGCAGACCAGAGCUGAGCUUAUCAAGUUCCUCACCAUGAUCGUUUACUGCAGCUCGGCCCGGCAUGCCGCUGUCAACAGCGGGCAGUACGAUUUCGCCGCCUGGAUGCCCAACACACCAGCAACCUUGAGAGCUCCCCCACCCACCACCAAGGGCACCGCGACCUUGCGCAGCAUCCUGGACACCCUGCCCGCGGUGAAUGCCACCUGUGCCCUCCUCUCCCUCCUCGCCGUUGUGAGCUACGAGCCAGGAGACCUGAGACCCCUGGGCUACUACCCUGAGGAGCACUUCACUGAGGCAGAGCCCAAGCGGCUUAUUGCAGCCUUCCAGGCACGUCUGGCGGAGAUCUCCAAGGAAAUCCAGCAGAGGAACAAGUCACUGCCCAUUAGCUACCCUUACCUGGACCCCGCGGAGGUUCAGAACAGCGUGUCCAUAUAA
Messenger RNA from Emys orbicularis (European pond turtle), 2016 nucleotides. RefSeq names its product hydroperoxide isomerase ALOXE3-like. Gene Ontology annotation, molecular function: protein binding; oxidoreductase activity, acting on single donors with incorporation of molecular oxygen, incorporation of two atoms of oxygen; iron ion binding. Lineage: Eukaryota; Metazoa; Chordata; Testudines; Emydidae. The coding region runs from base 1 to 2016 and encodes 671 amino acids. The transcript has 14 exons. Gene Ontology annotation, biological process: arachidonate metabolic process; lipoxygenase pathway; hepoxilin biosynthetic process. The record is from RefSeq and is a predicted model, not a curated record.